CACAAAUGCAAAAUGUGUAAGCGCGAUCGAUUUGCAAAUUUGAUUGGCCACGGAGAGCCAAUAAAUUUCAAGUAAUAUGAAAUGCGAGGAGAGGAGCGGCUAACCGUUCCAUCCCUUUUCCAUUCACUCUCAAGUACCUCUUCAUGACCAAGACCUUACCGACGCAAGAUUCAGUAGAAGCUAAACGAUGGCUCAUCAUUGGUGCUUAUCAAGCAGGUGCUUCUGAAAAGCAUGUUGCACGCAUCGCAGGAAUUUCACGCACAGCCGUCCGUCACAUUAUCUUGAACUACCAACGUACAGGUUCACCGUCAUUACCAAAGCAAGAACCUCUCAAAGCCAAGUUAAAGCCGGUGGUGGAGUAUGACGAAAACGGCAACUUGAUUGAGAGUGACGAUGAGGAUAGCGAACAGGACCAUGGAUCGUCUGCAUGGAUCGACCGUUCACCCAAGGAAAUCCAAAAAUCACCGAUCCACAAAAGCCCCAAGCUCAACAAGACACUUACCACCAAGCAACUUCUGGCUUACGUAUCCGAGCAAAUGCAAACAACCAAACAACAGUCCGCUGAGGCCUCCACUUCCGAGUCUUGGCGACCUCUCACCCCUCCCAGAGACAGUCGUGGAUCCAUCUCGUCAGAUAAAUCGCCGCCGCAACUACCGUCUUCUGCGAUUUCCCUACCGCCUUCACCACCAUUGAACAGCGUUGACAAAUCCGUUCCCAAAGCGCCCCCUUCCAUCAGUAAAUUCGAUCAGACCAUCAAAGGGUACGAAAUAUGGACCCACGAAGAUGAUAUGGUCCUGGUUGAUCAUGUGCUUACCCGGCUACAAGGCGGACGCUGGCGUGAACUCGAAGCCAAGUUAGGUGGUCGCCACAACGCUCGUUUGUGCCGUGAAAGAUGGCAAUUUCUGCGGAAAUUGCUGCUGAAAGGUAUCAACAACAAACCAGAAGUUCCAUCCGCAUGGACUGCGAAGAAGAAUAACGCCUAGGAUUCUCAAUGUCUUGAUGUAUCCCAGCGUCUCUUCCAUUCUACCCUAUGCUCGUGGUUAUUUUUUUUUCUCACCUCAUCCCUUAUCCAACCCUUCUUUCUUUUCUUCUUCUGGCUUAGCCAUGCAGUUGCUAAAAGAAUGCAUGUCCGUUAAGUAUGCUAUCUCACCGACUACUCCGACCUAUUCCUGUCUCGCUUUAUAAUAAAAUAGCCAAGUCAAGUCUUCUAAUUCUGCAGCGUGUAUCAACGACAUUUUGGUAAAGAUAGAGUCCUGGUGUAUCACCAUGGUUAACCGGAUAAUAGGAAAGUGUGACAAAAUU
Messenger RNA from Radiomyces spectabilis, 1302 nucleotides. RefSeq lists its product as uncharacterized. The transcript is spliced from 4 exons. Bases 144 to 983 code for a protein of 279 amino acids. NCBI's taxonomy places the organism in Eukaryota, Fungi, Mucoromycota, Mucoromycetes, Mucorales, Radiomycetaceae. The record is from RefSeq and is a predicted model, not a curated record.